Alternaria arborescens is the source of this 1800-nucleotide messenger RNA. RefSeq lists its product as hypothetical. Lineage: Eukaryota; Fungi; Ascomycota; Dothideomycetes; Pleosporales; Pleosporaceae. Gene Ontology annotation, molecular function: S-adenosylmethionine-dependent methyltransferase activity. The coding region runs from base 1 to 1800 and encodes 599 amino acids. The transcript is spliced from 3 exons. The record is from RefSeq and is a predicted model, not a curated record.
AUGUUUCCAACCUUUGAUGUCCCUCCUCAACACGCGGAGACAAUAGGCGCCCGCAAGGCAAGAAAGGCUAGGGAAGAUGGCACUUCCAGAAGGUCGUUCUCCGCAACUUCGCAAUCUUCAGGGAGCACGCACAGCAGCAAACGCCAAGAUGCCCCAAGUCUAUCAGACUCAAGAUCUGGAGGGAAGACUGGCUUUGGCGGAUGGUUUAGCAAAAGCAGUAAGAAGGGCAUCCAGGAGAUCGCGCCACUGUCAACACACAAGGAGACGCAACGUCAAAAGGAGCCAGCACUUGAGCCAGAGUUAGAACUAGAACUCGAUCAAGGACCAGCACCACCGACGGCUCCCUUGGAGACACAGCAGCAAGCACCCGGAAGACCACCGUCACAACGUUCUGAGCAGGCGUCUCGAACUCUCCGCCCACAUCAUUUUCUGCCGCCGCUGCCAACUCCUCCCCCUUCUAUCGGGCUUCCACCAACACCCGUCUCCAUGAAUAUGUCUUCAGGAAUGCUAAGCCCUGUUAGUAUAUCAGACAGGAAGUCACAGUACUCUACGAUUUCCCGUGCCUCGUCCAACCAAUCCAGCGUUACUCAUUCCAAUAACAGUGUCUUCUCUGGUGCUUCAGGUUACGAGACUACCCUCUCAGAAGAUGCUUACGAUGAGCCGCGCUCUGCCAGAGCUCCGUUCAGAUCUCAACCGGUCUCUCACACGCCUUAUUUUGAACCGGUCGAGCGUGGUUCGCGGACCGGCAGCAGACAGAGUAACGAACGUGAUCAAAACCUCAAGGUCUCUCAAACGCCCUUUACCCGUGCGUUAGCCAAGAUGGAGAGUGCUGGUACUCGCAUCAUGUCUGCACGCUUGAGUGAGGAAUGGGAUGGUUUGGACGACGACGAAAGUUACCAAGAGAUCAUGUUCGAGAAGCGGUUGUGGGCACUGACCGCUUACCAACGCCUAACACAGAAUAAACCUCUACAGUCACCCGCUCAUGAAUUACUGAGCAAUAGUCGACCAGCAGAUCAGAGGAGAGUUCUUCAAAUACAUGGCUCCUUAGCGGACGGAUGGAUGCUCGCAAACCGGUACCCUUCGGUAACAGUAUAUACACUAUCCUCCACGAAAAGCCACCCCGCUACGACGUAUCCUGCUCCUUUAAACCACCAUUCAUUAUAUACCCCUUCCCUUGCGUCUUCAGCGCCCUUCCCUGAUAACUAUUUCGAUGCCGUUAUCUCGCGCACAGCCGCGACCGUUCUUCGAAACGAUGAUUGGGCGCGAUCAUUCUUUGACUACAUGCGUGUGCUCAAACCAGGAGGACAACUCGAGAUGCUUUCAGUAGACGCGCACAUGAGCUGCGAGGGACCCAAGCUAUCUUCAUGGGUUGAUGAACAUAUGUCUUGCAAACUAGAGGCUCAUGGUGUGAGCAAGGAAGCGUCUGACACCGUUCUCGACACGAUGGAGAUAGUUGGGCUCGAGAACAUUCGUCGCGCUCGUAUCGCAUUGCCUGCACAUCCACCCAAAGCAGUGGCAAAGGUAGCACCGUCCGCAUCACAUACCUUUGGUACUACGAUACCACCCCCUUCGCCACAGGACACCUUAGACACUACCAAGAUGAUGGCUUUUCUCGGCCGCCACUUCUAUCAAGAUCUCUACAGCAGGUUCAUGAACAUGGAUCGGGGUGAAGAGUGGUUCUGGACACACAAGGAUCUUCGGGAUGAGAUCGAUCGAUACAAGACAAAGAUUGUACUUACCAUUUCUAUUGCGCAAAAGCCUGACAGCAUGUGCAACGGACAAAGUUAUUUGGAAGACUAG